UGCUCGAGGCAAGGACUCGUACGGAGACCCAUUCCGAGAGAAUCGCACGAAUCCGAGAAUUAAUUGUGGAACGGACCCCAUAAAUCGAGAGUACUUAGCAGAAAAGUAUAAGAUUCGCUCCUUCUUGGAGGAGCGUCGUCCAGCAAAGCGAGUAAAACGAACGUCAGUUUGGUAGAUAAAGCUCUUAUGCGUUUAUGGAAGUAAAAUUUAUUAUUAUAUUGUUCGUCCGAAUUAUAGACCAAGUCGAGAAUCUGAGGACACAGAGCGUACGAAAAAGUUGAUGAUGAAAAGGUACAUUCAACAAUCCGUUUCUAGCUCAUCUUCUUCUUCAUCCACACCAAUUCGACGCCCGCCACCCACCAAGAAAAUUAUUAGUAGCAGUAGCAGUAGUAGUUACAGCAGUAGUAGCCCACCCCCGAAAAAACAAUCACCUCCAAAAGAAAGCAGCAGUAGUAGCAGUAUCAGCAGUCUGAGUAGUAGCAGAAGUAGUUCGAAAUCACCACCUCCUAAACCUCUUCCUGAACCAGAAGAAAUUCCGUCGCCCCCAAAACCACGUAGCGUUAGCAGUAGUUCCAGUUCGUCUCCGCCACCUCCACCACCACCGCCACCACCGCCUCCCAUUGUCACUGAUGAUAAACCUCCACAACCUCCACCAACGCCGAUAAUUAGUAGUAGCAGCAGCAGCAGUCCUAAAAAAGUUGCACCAAUUAUUAAGGAUGAUCCUCCACAAGAGCCGCCUAAGCAUGUGUCCUCUUCAAGUAGUUCUUCUGAAGAUGUAGUCAAAAAAGUUCAAAUCGUUGAACCCCCGAAAAGAAGGGUAGCACCGCCCAGUAGCUCAAGUUCAACUCCUGUAGGACUUAAGCACUUGCAUAAUCAAACGCCGUCUGGACCAACAAUUUUAACGCCAAGUUCAAGUUCAGAAGAAGUGGUGAUCAAAAAAGUGCGUCGGGUGCAACCCAGUAGCAAUGUGACGGGAGAAACUCAACAAUCAAAAUCAACCACUUCAGACGAAGAGGUGGUUAAGAAAGUUGUGAAGCGCCAUAAAGAUCCAGCACAGUUUUAUCCCACGCACUCUAUUUCCGAGAGCUCCUCCUCUUCGAAUUCGACAGAGGUGGUCAGAAGGGUCAUAAGGAAGCAACAUCCACGUACAAAUAAUGCCAAACCAAACUCCGGAACUUCAAGCUCUUCGUCGGAAGAAGUGAUCAAGAAAAUUGUUACUAGACGGCAACAGAAUGUCCCCCCACCUACUCCUUCAUCACAGAUGUAGGUCGUCCAUUUUAGGGUGAUACACCUGGAUGCACUUUCACUUGGUUGUAUUUACGUAUUUGUGAUGAUGAUGAUGGAAAGUAAUGCGUAUUGUUGAAGGGCCGUUACACGAGAUGGUGCUAUAAAUAAAUGAUAGUGCUUAACAUGCGAUAAGCUCUACGUGAUCUCUCUCACAUAAACUUUGUUUGCGAAUCAAUCACAUCAUGCGCCACAUCGAACCAAAAUUUUCACGGUGGAAAUUCUCGACCUUUUAUAAAAUCCGACUUUUUUAGGGAAAUUUCUACUAUGAAUUGUAUAUACAUAGCCAAUUACUAAAGUUUGGUUCAAAAUUCAUAGAAAGAUUACGUGAGAAUUUUUAUGCAACGUUUCAUCGGACAGGGGGUUAUGCAGAACGUUUUUACAUGUAAUAUAUUCGGACUUAGCAUACAUAGAAUACCAAGCUUAGGAUUAGUACAAUAGUUUAUACAUAAUAGUUAUAUUUUUUAAUUUAA
Messenger RNA from Folsomia candida, 1757 nucleotides. Its product is annotated as proline-rich receptor-like protein kinase PERK8. The record is from RefSeq and is a predicted model, not a curated record. The coding region runs from base 281 to 1267 and encodes 328 amino acids. Lineage: Eukaryota; Metazoa; Arthropoda; Collembola; Entomobryomorpha; Isotomidae. The transcript has 4 exons.